Messenger RNA from Acytostelium subglobosum LB1, 2796 nucleotides. RefSeq lists its product as hypothetical. Gene Ontology annotation, biological process: exocytosis; Golgi to plasma membrane transport. The record is from RefSeq and is a predicted model, not a curated record. NCBI's taxonomy places the organism in Eukaryota, Evosea, Eumycetozoa, Acytosteliales, Acytosteliaceae. Gene Ontology annotation, cellular component: exocyst. The transcript is spliced from 8 exons. Bases 1 to 2796 code for a protein of 931 amino acids.
AUGUCAUCACAUUCAGGUUCAGAGUCUGAUGAUUACGAUGACUACUCAGAUACAGAGGAUGAUACAGAGCCAACAUCAUGGAAUAAGCUAAAGGAUGAUGGUUGGCAAGAGUUCUUGGUCGACGAGAAUGCCUUCUUCGUACCACCUUCCAACACCACCACCACACUGCUACCAGGUGGCACUGUUGCUCAGACUCAGACCGGAGGAUCAGCAGCUCCCCCUGUGGCCACCACAUUGGUCAUCGAAGACAACGCAUUCAAGGAUCCACUGGGCAUACUAAGGAUACCACCACGCAAAUCACACGGUGUCAAGAGUCAUCUGAUAUCACUCGAGUCUGAGCAGUUUGACCCUGUCAUCUUCCUCUCAGAGGUACACUCUCAGACCAAGUUCACUGAACUCUCUGUUGGAUUGAGUAAGCUUAAAGAGGCCUCAACUUCAAAGGACCUAGAGAUCAAGAGUUUGGUCAAGGACAACUUUGAGCACUUUGUCAAGUGCAAAGACACUGUAGAUCUCGUCUACAACCUAAUCACUGGUAGUGCAAUGCUUCAAGAUAUCACUACAUCCUUCACAGGAAUCAUUGACAAGUCGUCGAUUGUAUACAACCCACUGCUACAGGGUAAACAAGAAGCAGAUCACAUUCGCAAGGUACUGGCUUUGUUGCACAAGUAUAAGUUCAUCUUCAAGCUCCCUGGUAAGAUUAUCGAGAACAUCAAACAGGGAGAGUUUGACAAGAUCAUUCACAACUACAAGAAUGCCAAGAGUUUGAUCGUCACCAACAACAAGAAGGUCUUUCAGAAGGUGUUGCUGGACAUUGAGCGUAUCAUUGAAGACUUUAGAGGACAGCUUUAUGCUUCACUGCGCGACCCCCAGUCCAAGCCAGACUAUCUGAAGAAGGCCAUUCGAACACUGAUGGAGAUUGGCAAUGGCAAGGGCGAAUGGCAGAACGUUGGUGAUCCCUGUUGGUACUGUCUAUCAAACAAGCACAAGGCAAUCACAACUCUUAUCAAGCAAUGUUAUGAUGAUUCAUCACUGCCCAAUCACAAGAGGAUCAAGAGACUUUCCAUAUUGUUGUUGUCAAACAUUCCCAACCAGUACAAGAUGGGUCGCGCCUAUGUUGAGGGUCGUUUCGACAUCAAGGACUCUGAGAUCUCCUCUACAAAGUCAAACGCAGCUGCACAGCUCCUACCAAAGGCAAAGGCCAAGGAGGCCAAGAGCAUCAUUGUCGUGGUGCACUAUCUUGACGAAACUUUCUCCAGCUACAAUAUCACUGCUGACACUAGGGUCAAGGACCUGAUAGCUAUGUGCAUGAAGCGUUUCGUCGACUCAGAGAGCGAAUACAGCAUGUACAAACUGUCCGAGAAGAAGAGCAAGGGUGAUGGCAUCACAUUGAUCAAGUUGGUGGAGCUCGAGUCUGAUGGUUCACCCUACAAACUACACAAGAAGUGGGUGGACAAGCGUCACAAGUUCUUGUUCAAGAAGAGAAACGAGGAGUUUUCUAAAAACUCACAAGGUAUCCAUGUCGUUCAGAAGGAUUUGAACAGCUCAUUCAGGUCCCAUCGCAAGCAGUUCUCUGCUGCCACAUCAGCAAUGAAUGAGGAGCACUUUAAGAAGCUGGUCAUUGAACUUCUUCAACUCUACUCGACAAAGGUGGAGGACCUUUUCUUCAAUGAUGACGACGAUCUAGCAGUGGGCGGCGACCAGACCUCCAACAUGGUGGAGAACGUCAAUGAGGUUAUCAAAUGCCUUGAGAUGCUGGUCGGACUCGGAAUGCCAGACAUCUAUCUCCAAUCAAUCAAACAGUUGGUGGACUCGUUGACUAUGCACUUUGUCAACAGGAUAUGCUCAGAGAUGAUUGGCGAGGUGUCAUUCCUCUAUCUAUUGGAGGAUUGGAGCACCAACGACAAUGCCCAAAGCGUUGUCCUGUCAAAUCAAGUGGACGGAAUGAUCACCACCCGUCUUUUGACCGAAUUCUUUGACACAAUCAGAUCCAGUCUCGUCAAGCUAUCGGUUCUGGCGACCAAUCCCUCCCUAUUGAAACAUAUCGAAAAGGCUCUUUGUGAGGCGAUUGAGAGCUUUGGUGAUUGUCUGCAUCGAUUGGCAUUCGAACAAGAGACUCCAAAACCUUUGGUCGACAUUGACGAGAGUAACACCAACAACAUCGACAACAACAACAAUCGAGAUGAGGAUGCCCCCAAGCAGGAACAGAUAACAUCAUCCAAGAAGAUAUUGCUUUGUCUCUCCAACUGUUCAACGGUAGUUUCCAAGACAGCCAUACAACUUCGCGACUACUAUGUAUCAUUAUUCCACCACCCAUGCUCCAAGAGGAUCAAGAGAGUGAUUGAAAAACUUGGCGUCUUGGAGAAGAUGAUCUUUGAACAAUACCUCCAGGAGAAGAAUAUAGAGCUUGGUGAGCUCGUGUCGAACGGAAUGCUCUACUCUGGUAUCAAUUGGCAGAACCAGAGUGCACCAACCAAGGUCAGCUCAUACGUCAUUAUCAUUCUCACCAAGAUCGUCUUUAUUCACAGCGAAGUGAUGCAGACCAUCAACUCGCUGGAGGUCACCAGUGGCAUCAUCAUGAGGAUACUCGAGUUCCUUUUAACUGCAUUCCACUAUAACUUCCUCAAGUUGGACGCAACAUUUAUCUCAUCCAAUGGGCAGCUACAGUAUUUAUUGGAUGUACAGUUCAUCGAACGAGUGCUGGCACCAUUUGCCAAUGAGAAUACGCAACGCCUUUCAGCAUCGAACAAGAAGCAUAUACUGUCUAUGAAGAAGAGACCGGGAGGUAGGUUCAACUAG